Labrus mixtus (cuckoo wrasse) is the source of this 8085-nucleotide messenger RNA. RefSeq names its product phagosome assembly factor 1 (gene phaf1). The transcript is spliced from 16 exons. Lineage: Eukaryota; Metazoa; Chordata; Actinopteri; Labriformes; Labridae. The record is from RefSeq and is a predicted model, not a curated record. Gene Ontology annotation, cellular component: synaptic vesicle membrane; dendrite; trans-Golgi network. Gene Ontology annotation, biological process: Golgi to plasma membrane protein transport. The coding region runs from base 1192 to 2475 and encodes 427 amino acids.
UUAUCAGCUGAUCCUGCUGGCUGUUGUUGAUGCCUGAAGUUGCUGUUGUUUGGACACUGUGUUGCUCUUAUCUGCUCCUGACAUUGAAGAGACAUUAAACCCCAAGAGAGGGACACUGUGGGCAUUCACCGUUUGAAUAUCUAAAGAGAACCAAGGGAAGCGUCGUGUCUUUAAGACUUAUAAAGACUAUAUUCUGUCGACAGGAGGGCAGCUAGCCUCUUCAGCUUGAACGGUGAAGAGAAGAAAAACAGCCGACGGCUUGGCGUGUUUUCUUUGUUUAUGUCGUGCCAGUCUCAACCGCGGAAUCAGUUUUAUUUGCCUCGAAUUUAGUUUUUUGUUUUCCUGCACAUACAUUAUUUAUAUUUAUACUCAAUUACCAUAACACGGAGAGCAGCUAGCUCGUAUGCUAACGUUAGCACAGUGUUGUUGUCAAGCUUUCGUAACCGCCCGACAGUGACUGAAAACAGGGACUGAAAACAGGGACUGACAGAGGAAGAAGUCGGGCUGGAGGAAUUAAUGUCGUGCAUCUGUGUUUUUUUUUUUAUUAUUCCCACAAUCUGUCACUUGUUAGUUGCUUUGUUGAACUGUUAUAGCUGAAUAACUGUUAAGUUGUUUUUCUCUAAAAGCGUUUGAGACGUUUUAGUCUGUUAGUCAUAGUCAUCUCUUUGUUCAGUCCUGAAUUUGAAUCAAGUGAGUUCAUGUGUUUUGUCUUUUUAAAAGGUACAUUUUUACGUACACAAGCAAGUAGUGUGUAAAGUGACAGCUGGCCUUGUACGUUUCAGGCUGACAGGUUGCGUCAUUUGUUUGUGUGCAGGCUGUGAGUCUAUGCAGUGUAUCUGCUCACCUCUUAUUUGAAACCUCCGUAUCUCUGUUAGCUUUAGGUACUCAGCCUCAGGUGCUGUUGUGGAUGUCAUUUUAAAUAUUUAACACAUUUUGUCAUUCUCCUCUCAUGCGACAUGUAAUGAAGUGACCAUAUUUCACUGUACUUUAUAGAUUGAGUAGCUGUUUCAUGCUCACACUCUUGAAUUUAGUAGCUCUGUGAAAAAAGAAAAAAAAAUGAAUUGAAGUUGCUACCUGAGGCUAUUUUGAGACGGUGGGUGAAAUCCGGAAGAGACAGGCUAAAAGAAAGGGUCCCUCAGAGGGUUCCCAUUGUGUCUUAAGGUGAGCUGAGCUGCCCCCCAAUACUUGCCAAUGCUGGAUCUGGAGGUGGUGCCUGAGAGAUCACUAGGAAAUGAGCAAUGGGAAUUCGCCUUAGGGAUGCCAUUGGCCCAGGCCAUCUCUAUUCUUCAGAAACACUGCCGCAUCAUCAAAAAUGUCCAGGUGCUAUACAGUGAACAGACGCCACUCAGCCAUGACCUCAUACUGAAUUUGACUCAGGAUGGGAUUAAACUGCUGUUUGAUGCCACAAAUCAGAGACUCAAGGUGAUUGAAGUCUACGACCUGAGCAAAGUGAAGUUGAAAUACUGUGGAGUCCAUUUCAACUCUCAGGCCAUUGCACCAACAAUAGAGCAGAUAGACCAGUCAUUCGGAGCGACUCACCCUGGAGUUUACAAUGCCGCAGAGCAGCUGUUCCAUCUCAACUUUCGAGGCCUGUCCUUCUCCUUCCAGCUGGACUCAUGGAACGAAGCUCCAAAGUACGAGCCUAACUUUGCCAUGGGUUUGGCCUCCCUGCAGAUUCCACAUGGGGCAAUGGUCAAGAGGAUGCACAUCUACACGGGCAACAACCUGCAAGAAACAAGAGCUCCAGUGAUGCCGUGGGCGUGUUUUCUUGGUAACAUAUAUGCAGAUGGCGUGGAUGUCCUGAGAGACCAGGCAGGGCCUCUUGGGCUUAAACUCCGCCUUCUCACUGCAGGCUGCGGACCAGGUGUGAUGACUGAUGCUAAAGUGAGGACCAUAGAAAGAAACAUCUACUUUGGAGACUCUUGUCAGGAUGUUCUGGGUGCUCUGGGCUCGCCACAUAAAGUCUUUUACAAGUCCGAGGACAAGAUGAAGAUUCACUCUCCAUCACCUCACAAGCAGGUUUCUUCUAAAUGUAACGACUACUUCUUCAACUACUUCACCCUGGGAGUGGAUAUCCUGUUUGACUCAACAACACACCUGGUUAAGAAGUUUGUCCUCCACACCAACUUCCCUGGACAUUAUAACUUCAAUAUAUACCAUCGCUGUGACUUUAAGAUUCCACUGGUCAUUAAGAAAGAAGGAGCAGAUUCUCAGACGGAGGACUGCAUCUUAACCACCUACAGCAAGUGGGAUCAGAUUCAGGAGCUGCUGGGACAUCCUAUGGAAAAACCUGUUGUGCUUCACAGGUCCUCUUCAGCCAAUAACACCAACCCCUUUGGCUCCACCUUCUGCUUUGGACUACAGAGGAUGAUCUUUGAGGUGAUGCAGAAUAACCACAUAGCAUCCGUGACCCUCUAUGGAGCCCCGCGGACCGCCAGUAAAGCCAGACCUGAGUCAAGUAGUAGUUCCCACUGAACGAGUGACCAUGACCAUAUCCCAUUUGGCCUCUCCUGAAUUUAGUACCUCUACUGACUGAACCUCUAACCCAGAGCCAGAUUCUUAACCAAGCAGACCUGAACCAGAACAACACAAAUAUGCUUGCUCAGCUCAUAUGCUACUCAUUUAACAGAACACAAAAUCAGACCUGGAAUUGAUCAACUAUUGUCUGUGGUUCCUGAGACGCAGUCCUUUCAGUCCGCUCAAUAAACCCACCCUGGACAAGGAUCUGGUGUCAUGGUUUCUGUGCUGAAGUGCUGAUGCUUUGACAUGAAAACAAUGUAAACUCUAGUAGAGAUCAACUGUUUCCCCGUCUCCAUGCUGCAUCUGCAUGUACCGAGGGACCACAGAAGAAGAUGUCUUCAGACUGUAGUUAGGAAGGCAUGUUUUACCCAGUGAGACGUGACAGCAGUCUGUACAUGACAGUAACCUCCAUGACAUCAUGGUGGAUGAAUGAUCAGCAUUUUAACAUCAUCUGCAACAAAACUCAGUGUUUAACAUCAAACAGAGAGUUGUGGAGUUGUAUCACCGCCAAUAAAAAAACUGCUGCAGCCAAAGUCUUGAAACCCCACUCUGGCUUGACCCACUGAAUACACAUCUAACCAAUCACACUGCCAGCACAACCAGGCAGUACGGCCUGUCUUCCUGCCACAACUUCAGAACCAUCUUCAAGACCCCGGACACAGCCGAAACCAGCCCAACCCAGAGCCAUCAAGAAGCUGCAGAAGAUAGUCCCCCCCCCCCCCCAAAAAAAAAGAAGAGAAAUCCAGAUUUUUUCGGACAAGAGAAGAACCAAACACACUCUUACAGUUUGGAGCGACAAAUGGCCCCUCAACACAACCCGAGACGUCCGGUGACCAGAUAUGAAGCCAAACGAUCGAAAACAUCCAUCAUCAUCAGCACUGUUGAAGAUCUCCUCCCUCUUUCCUCUUUACUGUUCUACAACUGUCUUCAGUGGUGCCACACACACACACACACACACACACACACACACACACACACACACACACACACACACACACACACUAGCACACAGCUGUAAGAACUUUAUUAACCCACAGACGUUUGACGCUGCGGACAUUUGUGUCUGUGUCCUCGUGAGCAUCUGCAUGUGAUUGGUCGCUGGUUUUAAAAAGGGACAUUUGAGCAGACUUUAAUUCAAGCACACACACACACACACACAAACACACACAAAGCAUUUCAGUCCCUUCACGUCUAUACUCACAUGUAUUUCUAAUACAUGAGAGCCGGUUUUUCUUUGGCUCAGACAUGCAGGCAUGACACAAGAAUUUGCAUGAACUAGGCUGACAUUUUGGGAAAAGGUGAGAAUAAUUACAAGCACAAACUGGCAACCUGAUUGUUGUAUUUGAUGCUGCAUGUUGUGAGGGGCAUUGUCCUGGCACACAGUUUGUUUUUAUUUCUCUCUGCCCUGCUUCACUCACACACACACACACAACCAUGACCAUUUUUUUUGUAUUCAUUUUAGAAACAACCAUCUUUCCAUUUGCACUAAAACACACCUUUUUACUUGAUUGGUUUUUAUGUUUGAUCCUCAGAGAUGGGUUUGUGGAGACCUUUGGAGAGAUAGCGUUGUGUGUGUGUGUGUCUGUGUGUGUGAGAAUGUGUGCGAGUUUGCAAGAUGCACUUUUGCGGAUGUCCUCUGUUCAUCUCCACUUUCUUCAUCUCCACAUCUGACUGAUACAUUGCAAUUAAUCUCUCGGCGGUGUCUGCAUUUAUUUCUUUGUUGAAUUGCCAAAAGCUGUAGCCAAAGACGUUUCAGGAUAAUUCCUUUGAUUUGAUCCGCUGACAUUAUCACUGUAAUCUUCUGUCUAAAACCGGCCCCUUUGGAGAGAGUGGCUCCCUUUCCUCCGUACCUUUUGUUUCCCGCCGGCGGGUCAGAGAAAGUCCAUGUGAAGCCUUUAAAUCCAGCUCCUGGUUUCUGAGACUUCUGACAGUAACGGCACAAGAUGACAAUAGCUGCCUGAUAUGAGAGGCUUGAAAAACAAUCUGCUUGUUGUUCAUCUGCCAGAUGACAUACCUACUACCUUCACCCCUCCUCUGGCUGUCUCUGGUUCAGUGGUUAUUUAAUUUAAAGAAUCCACAUGAUUGUUCUGUGGAAUUCUUACAUUUGGAUAACGGGACAGAUCAUCAAGCAUUCCAUCGUCCUAACUUUUGUUUUGACUCUUCCUCCCUAUCUUUGCUUUGAAGACUUUUCUUUAAUCAUAAGCAUUUGAAUAAAUUGUGUAUUAACUUUAAUACACAUAUUCUCUUUUAUUGUCCUGGGAUGCAAAUGCCAUUUUGUAUUUUUCUGUAUUGCUAAAUGUUGAUUGUUUUUUUUUAUCAUCACAUGUGAAGGCAUCAGGGUUAAAGUCAGCGUCUGUAUACGUGAUACACGCUUGGUUGGCUGCUUCUCGGUGGUUUGAAAAAAUAUAGGAUUUUUUUUUCUUCUAAAUUGUUGAUUAUUUUUUCUUUAAGUUGAUCAGUUUAAACUUUGCUUCAUGUUGGUCUUUAAUUGUAUUCUUCUCUAGGUUUUUCUACAUCAAUUAACCACCUCAAUGGAGUCGAUCGAUCAAUUGUCUGAUUUUAAUCUUCCCUGAUUCAAAAUGCCUCCACAAUCAUCUCUAACCAGCAACAUCCACAAGCAGCACACAGUUUAUUCCAGGUACCUGAAAUAAUAUGGAAGCUUUUUCACCACAUUUUCUGAAAGAUAUCAUUUAUCUCUUAAAGCUCCUGUGAGGAAGUUUCAGUUUGUCCAAAGGGGGGCGCUAUAACUGACACAGGGAUACAUCUUAACUUUACUGAUCUUGUUUGGAACCUGCGUAAGAAGCGUUUUCUGACAGAAAAAAAGAACAUUAAAAUGUGUGCGAUUAUUGUCAGUAUUUGCAGAAUAGAAUGUAAAAGAGAGGUCCUAAAAUGUUGUUCAUGGUCUCGUCUGACACCUUCCCUGUACGUUGCAGCAAAACUAUAGACAUUAUCAAUGUUGCUGAGAGUCUUGUGGGUCACAUAGAGGGCUGACUAGUUAUUUCAGUCUGUUUCAUAACCAGAUAAAAACUCCUUACAGGGGCUUUAAUUUCUGAUUCACUCAAAACCUGAUGACAGCAGAACUUUUUAGUUUUAUCAAAAUACUUAAUUUUUUUGGCAUAAUUUGACCUUUCUGUUCGGACAGUUAGGGAUCAUUUUUCAGGUCAUUUAAUAUCCAAACGACCACAUGAAAGAGCAUUAGAAGAAAAUAGUUUCAUCAGAUGACAUCCAGCCCGUACGGCCCUGAUGCUUGGAGUUAAGAUGUUGAUGUACAUGCUGUAAAUAGUUGUGUGCUCUUAUUCCAGUGUCCUUUUUAUUAAGGUGAUCUGAAUCAGGCGAUGGCUGAGUAUCUUAAUAAUCCUCCAUGAUACUGAUCACACCCCCAACUCAGGAGGAGGCUUCAGCUCACACACGACUCGUAAUCAAUCACUGGAAGCUUUUUUUUUUUUUUUUUUUUUAACUCUGGACCACUCAGUAUUGAGACAUAUUAUCCUGUAACGCUAAAGGCUGCAAGUACACACAAGUGUUGGGUGUGUGAGUAAUAAGUCCUGCUUCAGCUCUGCUUGACAUGCUCUUUUUUUAAAGCUCAGUAAAGCCACUAAAUACAAAGCUCCAUAGAAGCAGACAGAGGAAGCGAUAUCUGUCUUGAGAUUUUCUCUGAAAAAGCUGUGGUAGUGAUGUUUUUGUAGAGUGGACAGAAUCUGACUGAGUCCAGCACUGGCAUGUUGCUGGAUGUUACACCGCUUGUUUACACUAAAAGAAGCAACAAGUAAGGUGAAGUGGUUUCUGGAAGCAGGAGAGGGUAGAUGAAAUAUUAAAUAUGAAUUGAAACACAUAAACUCAUCUUUUCAUCAGGCUUCCAGCAUUAAGAUUUUCAAGAUGGCUGUCCAGCAUGUCUAAUGAACUUUAAACUCAAAGGUCCCCUAUCCUCUGGUCUAUCUGCAUCUCGCGUUAAAUGGGGAAACGGAUGUAAUAUAACAUGAAAGCUAUAUUCAAACAUUUCCCUAAAACUUGCUGUUCUGCAAAGUUGAGGAAAAGAAAAAACAAAACUGUUGAACAUUGUGCCUCAUCUCCCACCGAGCCUGUCUUUGACUUCUGUCUCUAUCUCCUCUGUAAAAAGGAAUCUCCUUGUAAAUACAAUUUGAGAUUGCAUUUGAACUGCAUCAUUGUACAGUACGUACAGCGUGUGUGUGUGUGUCACUGAGCAUUAGCAACAAGGUAACAUGUAUUUGGCCGUCUCAGCCAUUUUAGUUUUUCUGUUACCUGUAGAGAAUGGCAAACGGCUGGUUGGGUCGGGUUUCCCAAAACGAGGAUGAGUUUUUCACCAAUAUUAUUUUUUUUUUUACAAGGUGCAUGUGUUGAUAACUAUUAGAAAAAACAAGAUAAGUGUGGAAGUUUUAACCACCCUUAAAAGCUUAUCUUAGUUAGUUUGGAAAGCAUGUUUGUAGCAUUGCAAAACAUGGCAUAAAAAACCUUUAAAGAAAGACUAAGAUGCAUGCUGCAGAAUUUCAUUAUAAACUGAAGGGAAAAUAUUUCUUACAGAGUCCCUGAAGUCCCAAAAAGUAAAGAAAAACUUUUGUGUGCACAAUUAUUAUUUUUUACUUUUUGGGACUUCGGGGACUCUGUUAUUUCUUGUCUCCGUCCAAACUGAAUUUAAGUACUAAAAAAGUGUUUAAAGCUACCUUGAGCUGUGCUGCCUUUAAAAGAAUUGGUGAAUUAUGGAAACAAAUCAUGAUCUAAAAAAAGAUUGUACCCAUCACCCCAGUUUUGGUAAACCCAACCCCAGUGUCAUAGACGGUCAGUGUUGUGAGGAUGCUUUGUUACCGAGAGACAGAGGGAGGAGUGUUAGGGUGCUGGGGAGUUAAUCUCACCCAAACUCAGGUGGACAUAUCACAUAUCUUGUUUUUCUAAAAUGUUAAAGUGAGAAAAACAAGUGAAAUCAGGAGGUCUGCGUGGCUUUGAACUUCCACUUUUUUGUUGUUGCAUUUUCUUUGUAUUAUUUUAUUGAAUGCAGGAAUGAAUGAUUGUCCUAAAAAGAUUGUUGUAAUUUAUAAUGGACAGCUUCAGUCCAGUGUAUUGAUAAUCUCAUAUUAAGGCUUUGUACUGUCUCUUAUUGGUACCAUAUGUUCUGUUGCCUGUCUUGCUUCUCCCCAGAAUAUUUUUUUGUGGACAUUUUAAACCCGUUUCUGGAAAUGGGUGAGUUAUACAUUCAGUUAAACAUUAAUUAAAACUUGUGAAAUUCAUUGGAAUGUGGCGUUUUAUAUUUUGAAUACUGUAACUUUGUGUAUGAUGACAUAAGUAGAUUUAUUCAGCAUGUCCACAGAAAAAACGGCAAUAACAAAACCAUGUAGUGCAAAGAGAAGGACGAGGAUGACUGAAAGCUUGGCUACUUUUAACUGUGUUUAAUGAGGGGUGACGAGAUGAGCUGCUGCUGUGCCAUCUCUAACCACUCCAAUGCAACAUUUGGACUUUCAUGAAAUCCAAUGCUCACUGUUCAUUGACAGUCCAUCUUUUGUGUGUGCAACCAGGAUAUGAAAAAAAAAAUAAAAAAUGUGGAUGUGAUAAAGA